AUGAAGCUACCGGCAACGACUACGAUCUUGUCUUUGGCAGCGCAGGGUGUCUGCGCAAUCCAUGCACGACAGGCCGAAAAGUCCCUCGUUGACUCGGCCAGUUUCCAAGCCCAAGUAACCAAAGAGAAUCUGGAGGCCAACCUAGUCCGAUUGAACGACAUUGCCAUCGAAAAUGGCGGGAAUCGCGCCUUCGGCUACCCGGGCUACGAAGCCUCUGUAGAUUUCGUUUGGAAUCGCAUCUCCAGCGUCAGCGGCGCCAAGGUCUGGAAGCAGGACUUUCCUGCAGUAUUCAGCAGCGAGAUACGGGCCAACCUGACUGUGAACGGCGAAAAGCUCCCUGUAUACGGCCUAUCGCAGUCCCCCCCUACUUCGGCAGAAGGCAUUACUGCAGAGCUCGUUGCCGGGCCCGAGGGCACAGCGGCCUGCGACGCUGCUUCGUAUUCGGACCGGGGAGUGAGCGGGAAGAUUGUCCUGGUUCGCGAGGCUCUCUGUCCCGGCUACCGCGACGGAUUCCAUGCAGGCGUUAUGAAGCCCGCGGCGGCGGCCGGAGCCGUUGCGGUAAUUGUGAUUAAUGACUUUGCGCUCAACCUCACCGCCGGCACGCUCGGCCCGGCAGAUGACGGCACAUAUGUUCCCACGGGGUUUGUCAACAAGUACAUCGGAGACCCGCUCAAGGCUCGCCUGGAAGCUGGGGAGGUGCUCGCCACAUCUUUCUGGGAGGGCGAGUACGUUGAUCGCCGGGUGACGCAAAACGUUUUUGCAGAGACCGAAGGCGGUGAUCCUGAGAAUGUGAUUAUUCUCGGCGCUCACUUGGAUAGUGUGGCAUGGGGGCCGGGGAUCAAUGACAACGGUAACUUUUAUCCAUACCCAAGCUUGUUUUCGUCACGCCUUCUCACUUUUACGUACCUAGGUUCCGGUGUAUCACUGUUGCUAGAGUUGUUCCUUGCUCUCAGCAAAUAUUCUGUCAAGAACAAGAUACGUUUCGCGUGGUGGGGUGCCGAAGAAAAGGGUCUCAUCGGCUCGAGGUACUACGUCAACAACCUCCCUUCCGCAGAGGCGGAUAACAUCCUAGCCUACCUCAACUUCGACAUGGUGUCCAAGGGUUACUACGGGGUUUUCGACGGCGACGGUGCUUCGUACGGCGUCGCCGCGCCUCCUGGCUCGGACGUAAUCCAAGAGCUGUUCACUGCCGACUUCGUCUCCAAGGGCAUCAACGUCACAGCCGCGCGCUUCACCAACGGAAGCGAUUACGCGUCGUUCUGGCAGGUGUUGAGCAAACCCAUCGGGGGCCUUCACACUGGAACUGGAUCCGCUCAGGACCCGUGCUACCACCAGUCGUGCGACGACAUAAAAAAUACGGACUUGAGUCAACUUACGGUGAAUGCAAAGACAACCGCCCAUGUGCUUUCGGCUCUCGCGUUGGAUGGAACUAACCUCAUCAAGAGGCUGACUGCUCGUGAGGUCGUUGGACACUUGGCGCAGAAAAGGGCUACAAUUGCGACUGUUGAAGAAUCUGAUGAUGAUCACCAUCAUUGCUGA
This is a messenger RNA of Colletotrichum truncatum, 1539 nucleotides long. NCBI's taxonomy places the organism in Eukaryota, Fungi, Ascomycota, Sordariomycetes, Glomerellales, Glomerellaceae. The record is from RefSeq and is a predicted model, not a curated record.